Molecule: messenger RNA, 4586 nt
Organism: Papilio machaon (common yellow swallowtail)
Lineage: Eukaryota; Metazoa; Arthropoda; Insecta; Lepidoptera; Papilionidae
Gene: Setx
Product: helicase sen1
Exons: 16
Coding region: 220-4521 (1433 amino acids)
Biological process (GO): termination of RNA polymerase II transcription
Cellular component (GO): nuclear body
Molecular function (GO): protein binding; transcription termination site sequence-specific DNA binding; helicase activity
Source: RefSeq, a predicted model, not a curated record
AUGUCAAUGUCAGUUACUGAACCGGCCGGAGGUUGAAAUAUAACCGAAAUCGAAUCAAUAUUUUCGUUUUUUACCAAAAAUUAAAAGAAGAUUCAGAUUUAAUAUUUUAAAAGACUGUUGUUAAUUUUAAUUUUUGUGAUCGGCAUACACCAUGUAGUCAAGGCAGUGGACGUUUAUUACAAGAUAUAUUUAGUGCUAUGUAUCUUUAAAAUUAUAAAUAUGGCUAAGUGGAAAUUAAUUAGACAAAAUUGUGAACCUACAGACGAACUAGAGUUUUUAGAAGGCGAUGAAGUUAAAAUCGGCAGGGGUUUGACCAACACUGUUACUCUAUCUAGCAUAGUGGUAUCCAGAAAUCACUGUGUCAUUAAUUUUCAGAGUGAUAAGGCCAUCAUCACAGAUUUAAAAAGCUCUAAUGGAGUAUUUGUUGGAUUGAAGAGAAUCAGUCCAGACACCCCUUUUGAUUUAUUUGAUUUGGAUAUCAUUGGAUUAGGUUGGACUCCGGGAGCACCAUUAGCAUUAAUUCCUGACAAUGAAAAAUAUGUAUAUAAACUUGUCAAAGUAAAGUCACAUACACCUAUAUACAACAGGAUACAAUUCCAAAAUGAACUAGAUCUUGAGGAUGAUGUAGAAGGCUCUAUAAAGAAGUUACACAAUACAAAAAUUGAUGGAAAAUCCACUUCCAGUGGUAACUCGAAACAAGAUUUAAAAAGAAAGUUAAAUGGAGCGAAUGCUAAGCAACCAGGGAUUAAAAAAAUUAUCGAUAUUGUUAACUUAGAAAGUGAUUGCAUCAGUAUAUCAGAUAGUGACUUAGAAAUAUGCACAAAUGAAGUAAGCACAAAUAAAAAAACAAAAUUAGAGCCACUUAAUGAAAAUCUUAAAAUAAGUGAUAACCAUAUAAGUGCAGAAAAUGACGAAAUACAAUUUGAAGCUUACAAAGUUAAACAAGAGUAUUUAGGUUGUGAUGAUGAACCUAUUCAAAUAAGUAGUGAUGAUGACAGUGAGUCAGAGCAAUGGUUCCUACGACUGUCCCAAAGUUCACCAGGAAAGCCAUUUAUAAAAAUUGUUCAAAAUAGAGAUACAAAGCCAAAUGAUAAUUCAUACAGUCAAAUUGAUGACUUUAUGAUUUUAGAUUCAAACGAAGAUAAUUAUGAAUUAGAUGAAGAAAUUGGUGAUGAAGAUGAAAAGAUAAAUGUUCCUUCUGUUGAAACUCAUAAAGAUAAUUUCUAUGAAGAAUCACUUACUGCUAAAGUUGCAGAAAAAAGUAAAGUACACAAUACUGAAGCCAACAGCAAUAACAUAAACUUAAAACCUAAAAUAAAUAUUGAUGUUUUAAAUGUAAAUAAUGCAGCUGGGGUUAGUGAAAAUAAAGAUGAAACAGAUGGUACUAUUUUAUAUACAGGCAACUCCAAUCAGUCUACAUCAUACAAAUUGCCUCAGAAUAAUCAGGAAUUAAUAAAAAAAAUUAAAUUAAUUGAACCAGCUCACAGGGUUGCACAUGCAGCAGUGGUAUCAAAAAAAGAAAAUGUUAGUCAAAAAAGUAAAACAAUUAAGCAUAGCAGAUCACGAAAACAAGACUCUAGGAAAAAACACCAAGUAAAAAAACAAAUAAGUGAUGCACAAAAAGAAGAAAGGAAGCAAAAACUUAAAGAAAUUGCUUUAAAAGAAAAAGGAGAAAUUAAAACAACUACAGCCUCCUCAAUUAAUACCACAACUAUACCUCUGGCUGUUGCAAAAGUAACAACAUUUAACAGAGGUGUAUUUUUAACUGACAACGUUGAAUUAACUGGGGAUACUUCAAAGAAAACGAAUAAAAUUAAAGACACCGAUAAAUCAACCCGUAAAAGUACAGAAUCAAAGAAAGAAAAUCAACCUAAAAAAGAAGAAAGUGCAAAACAUUCAAAGAAACAUGAACAUUCGCACAUUAAAAGUAAGGUUGAAAACAAGAAAUAUAAUAGUAAAGAAAAAGAACAUGAUUCCAAAAUCAAAGACAAAUCAAAAUCCCCUCAAUUAACUGAUAAAUCUUGUGGUUCUGAUAAACCAAUAUCUGUUAAAUAUGUAGAACCAUUAAAGGGGAGUGGUGAAUCAAAAAGUGGUAAACCAUUUUCGAAAGUACUACCUAUGUCCUCAAAGUUGACUUCUGAAACAUCAGAUAAAAGGAUUAAGAAAAAAGUCAGUUUUAGUGACAAAGGGCCAGAAGUUCGUGUAUAUGAAAUUGAACCAGGCAAUAAAAUGAAGAGAACCAGUUUGAUAAAAUCAACCCUUUUGGAUGUACGACAUAUGCCAGCAUUUUCAUUGGAAAAGCAGAAAUUAAUGAAGAUUCUACGUUGGAAUGCAAACUGGCUGGAAGAGCAACUGUUCAAUAAUGAUCCUCCACCUAUAUUAGAUCAUAAUCAACCUUUGGUCAUACUCCAUUCAUUCACGGACCAUAACCAGUAUAAGCAAUUAAUUGGUGACCUUCUCCUUAUGGAGAUAUGGGAAUGUCUAACGCAAGGAUAUAAGAAAUUGCAAAAAGAAAAAACAGAAUUACAAAUGCAAAUAGAUUCAUUACCUCUAGUGCCACCUCAAGAGAGAUUUCAUGAAAUGUACAACAUGAGUGUUAAUCUUUCACUACCAACUAAAGCAAUGAAAUUAGUCCCAAGAGUCGGAGAAAUUCUAAUGAUAUCAUUUGGAAUAGACACCGCAAAAUGCAAUAGAUUGCUUUUUGUUAAUAAUGUAAGGUGCCUACCUUCACCCCCAAAUAAUGUAAACUCUUUCUUUGCAAUUUCUUUGUGUGGCAUGUAUUCGGAAAAGAUGGGCCAAUUACGAGUUGGCCAAACAUUGUUUGGCAAAAAUCUAGCUUAUAUAAAUAAGGAAUUAAUGCUUUUUGAAGCUAUGGAUUAUUUAGGCGGGUCACCACUUAGCGAAUCAAUUCUGAGACCGAGACCACAAUAUUUUAUUAGUUUAAAUAAACUGAAACCUGAAGAAUUGGAAUCUCAAUGGAUGGUUACCCUUAAUGCUAGUCAGAAGUUAGCAGUUUGUUCGUCUGUAAGAGCGGCGCUCGGUGACCGGCCUGGCAUACAAAUGGUGCAGGGACCGCCCGGCACAGGAAAAACGAGCGUUAUUUGCGCUAUAGUAAUGACAUAUUUCUAUAACGCGUCCGGCAGAAAAGAAUUGAACAGAGGAAAGAUUUUAAUUUGUGCCACAAGUAAUGCUGCAGUUGAUGAAUUGGUCCUUAGAUUGUUACACAUUAGAAAAGAUAUGCCUAAAGAGGAGAGGUUCCGCAUGGUGCGCGUGGGGAGGGCGGAAUCCAUGCACCCUCGUGCGCGUGACGUCAGCUCGCAGCAGCUGGCGCAGCGUGACGCCCUCAUGAGGGAGAAGCCCAACAACCCCGGCGUCGCUGAAGAGAUAUCGCACAUAGAAGCUAAGAUCAACAUGUUGCGGUCUCAAUUAGUAGAGCAAUCUGAUCCAUCUCGUGUCGCCUACUGUGAGACGCGCAUCGCGAACCUCAACAGCAGAAAAGCACUGUUGUGCGGUGACAAGGGCAGUGGGGGUGGGGGAGGGGGAGGGCGACCGGACCAUCUGCAGCACGUGGAGAAGCGCAUCAUUGAGGGCGCCGACAUCAUCCUCACCACGCUCUCCAGCGCUCAAAGCCACAAGAUGAAAAGUAUAAAGGGUCGUAUAGCGCUGUGUAUAGUGGACGAGGCGGGCCAGGCCAUAGAGCCGGAGACGUUGGUCCCGCUGACGCUCGACGUGACGCGUAUAACGCUCAUUGGAGACCCGCAGCAGCUGCCCGGAUUCAUCUGCUCACAGCGCGCUCGACAGCACGGCUUGGGCGAGAGUUUGUUCUCUCGUUUGUCCAACUGUACCGAGGACUGGUCAGACAACCCCGUGGUGCUCCUCAACGAGCAGUACCGCAUGCAUCCGGAGAUCGCUGACUACCCCAACAGGGCCUUCUACGGUGGCAAAAUUAAGACGAUGACCAACACACGUGUCGACCUCAAUAUACCACCAUACUGCAUUGUUAAUAUACCAAGUGGGGAUAAGGGACAAGGUCCGUCGGGAGUGAACGAGAUGGAGGCGUGGGGCGUGUCGCGGCUGGGCGUGGCGCUGCAGGCGGAGCUGCGCCCGCGCGCGCUCAGCCUCGCCAUCAUCACACCGUACUCCGCGCAGAGAGACGUCAUCAGGAACUACAUCACCGCGCUACAGGGACCGAACGAGAGUCAGGUGGAGGUGAACACGGUGGACAGCUUCCAGGGUCAGGAGCGCGAUGUGGUGGUGGUGUCUCUGGCGCGCAGCCGCGGCCUCGGCUUCCUCACUGACGCCGGCCGCAUGAAUGUGAUGCUGACGCGCGCAAAACAUGCCCUCCUCGUCUGUCUCAACACACAUGCCAUCAUGAGGAACGACCAGUGGCGCACUCUGGUGGAGGACGCGCAGCGACGCAGGCUGUACACGACACUGCCGAGUCGCGUGUGUCAACAAGCAGCUGUACACGUGUCACACGAACAUCUCCUCUCACACAUUACACACCUCAAACAACAAUAAAUGCUCUACAUCAUCAGCUCACUACACGUCCCCAUUGAGGAACUCGGAGCCUACCCCAAGUUAGG